Molecule: messenger RNA, 2890 nt
Organism: Scatophagus argus
Lineage: Eukaryota; Metazoa; Chordata; Actinopteri; Scatophagidae
Product: collagen alpha-1(XI) chain-like
Exons: 32
Coding region: 97-2835 (912 amino acids)
Source: RefSeq, a predicted model, not a curated record
UUGGUUAGUUCGUCACGUUGUGAUGAAAAUAUAACAGCGUGUCUGUUAUUAACAAGAAAACGUUUACCAGGGAAAGUAUUAUAACAAUGAGAUUUAAUGUUCGUUUGUUUUAAUGUUCGCUGUUUUUUGUUUGUUUGUUUUGGUGUUGUUGUCCGGGGACAAAGAAAUAUCGACAACAUGUUUUUAAUACGCAAAGUACAAUUUUUGUUGGUUCAUGUUGCCAUACUUGUGGACGUGAUGCCGUUACAUGAAGACAUGUGGGAUUUUCAGCGGACAGAGAAAGUAGACUUGUUGCGGCGUUUCUUCCAGAUCAUAAUCAACACCACCGAUGUGUCACUUUCAGUGGACAGUCUGAGCUGUCCGACUCUCCAAAUUGGCCUUUAUGGCAGUCUUAUGAUGGCUACACAGCAGGCGUUUGGACAAAGGUUUUCUGAUGAGUUCAGUCUGUUGAUUGAGUUGCACAGCUCUCAGAAGGAGGACAGCAGUGUGGUGACUCUUUUAAAUGCCCAACAUCACAUCCAUCUGCAGCUCCGCCUUGGCCCACAUUCACUGACCUUCAUCUCCACCCAACACCGGGAAUACGAAUUCCCAGUGGAGUCUCUGUGUGAUGGCCAGUGGCACCAAGUAUCACUAGGUGUCUCCCCACUCUGGCUGGAGGUUUACGUGGACUGUUUACUGGUGGAGAGAGUGAACUGGGCCUAUCCUUGGCAGGGUAUCUCCAAUGAUGGCCUACUGAUGAUCGGAGGCAGCCUGGAGGGUUUUGAGACACCCUUUGAAGGUGCUGUGAGACAAUUGACCUUUGUGAUGGGGGAUCCAGACGCUGCCAGAGAUCACUGUACUCUUCAUCGGCCCAGCUGCAACCCAGCAGCCUCUAACGCAUUCCGGAACAUGUAUUCUGGUACCAGGUCCCAUGAGUCAUCUAACAGUGCAGAGGGAUCUGCUGAUAAGGAGUCCUCACAGUGGGAUCACCUGUCUGAGAGAAACCCCCUGGACCACAACCAUCAAGAUGCUACAGAUCAAAGUCAUGGCUUUAUAUUUGUUGAUGAACAUCACAUCAUGUCGCCCACUAACAAUGAAGACGGAAGAUUUCGGAGCACUGAAUCCUCUCCAAACGUCCGGAUGCUAAAUGAAAAUGUCAUAGAAAAAAGUGCUGCAAACUUCGAUACUGAAGUCAGCUUAGCGUUUCCUGAUUCACUGACGCAAGUGUCUGAGAUAAAAGCUCAUAAUGUCACCUUACUGAUGGAUGAGAACAUGAUACCAUCAAUGGCUUCUAAAGGACAACUGGAGACAAACAAUGUUUUAAGAAACAACGAGGAGGGCCAGUAUUCGAGUCUGCAGCUUAAGGAGUCAUUGCCAUCUGAACCUGCCGCUGGAGCAGGGAACAUUAUCUAUGGAUCUGACCAGAGAAUCUACCGAGUCCACAAAGGGCCUCCUGGCCCAGUAGGACCAGAGGGAAGAAGAGGAUGCGCUGGAAAAGAAGGCUAUAUUGGACUUAAAGGUGAUAAGGGCUCUCAAGGUAUUCCAGGCAUGGAUGGGAGGAGAGGGGAUCCAGGACCUCCAGGACAUCCAGGACUUCCCACUCUCUACCUAUGGAGGAACUCUGAGGAGGACUGGACUGCUUUUAGGAGAUCAACCUUCUAUCAAAUGCUCAGAGCUGGCUGGCCGGUGACGCCCGGCCCACCCGGACCCAUGGGUGAAAUGGGUAAACCUGGCCCUCCAGGUAUUCCUGGAGAUUCAGGGCAUAGAGGUAUACCCGGACACAGAGGAGACAUGGGUAACCCUGGGCCAAAGGGUGUCCCUGGCAGUGCAGGGAGGUGGGGCAGGAAUGGCAGUCCAGGAGUGGAUGGGCAUCGUGGACCACCAGGACCACCUGGGCUAAAGGGUCCCAGAGGAUUUAAAGGAGAGGAAACUUCACCAGGAGAGAAAGGUGAUGAGGGUUCCAUUGGUGAGCCUGGACCAAGUGGAGACAGAGGGAGAACUGGGGAAAAGGGAUCUAAAGGGGAACCAGGGGAAGAUGGACCUAUUGGCCCUCCAGGUCCUUCGGGUAAAAGAGGCAGUCAGGGACUUCCUGGACCUCCAGGGCCACAGGGAGACUCUGGUCAUGAUGGAAUGAAAGGUCCCUCAGGACCAGUGGGUGCACCGGGGGCCACAGGUGGCAUAGGACCACCUGGACUCAAUGGGUCUGAGGGGGAUCAAGGUCCAACUGGUCCACGAGGUCGUAAAGGCCCUCCAGGACCGUCAGGAUUAGCAGGGGAGACAGGAUCACCUGGAUCUCGAGGGACUCAGGGUCAACCCGGCAGUGAUGGUCCUCUUGGUCCAAAAGGGGAUGUGGGUGAAAUAGGACUUAUGGGAACAAAAGGACUUCCUGGCAUUGAAGGGCCCAUGGGGAUGUCUGGAAGUCCUGGUCCAAAAGGAUUGUCAGGGGGCAAAGGCGUCAGAGGACUGGAUGGUGACAAAGGGGAAGCUGGAUGGAAAGGAGACAGAGGCCCACCAGGUGCUGCAGGUAUCCAGGGUCAUCAGGGAGAGAGGGGUGACCGUGGAAGUGCAGGUCCUGUGGGGGUCAGAGGUCAACCUGGACCCCAAGGAAAAGAGGGUGAAGAUGGAGAGGCUGGUCUUCAGGGAGGGGUUGGGAAACAGGGGCCAAAGGGUACCAGAGGCCCCCCAGGACAAAAUGGGCAUUUAGGAGUCAAAGGAACAAGGGGUCGCACAGGACUCCUAGGCGUGUUUGGUCUACCUGGCAUUGCGGGUUUUAGAGGCAGAGUUGGGAUUGAGGGACCAGAAGGAAAGCCUGGGUGUUCCUGGUUCUGUUGGCUCUCCUGGCCCGAAAGGAGAUAAAGGGUCUCCAGGUGUGCAUGGUGUUCCAGGCCAGGCAGGUUCUCCGGGAGCUCCA